UCAUUUUAGGGUUGAAAGGAUUCCUCCUACACAUCAAACACACCCAUGUGCAUGUCACAGUCUAAAUGGAUCCACAGUGCCACCUGAUAAUGUAGCAGAGAGAGAGGUAGGCUGCCAGGUCAACUCUGUUUAUCAAAACGUCAGAGGAGGAGGAGAGCAGUGAGUGAUGAAAGAAGAUAGAGAGCUGAGAUGACAGCUGGCUGAUGGAGGGAGAGAUAGAGGUCUGGAGGUUAUGUGUGAGGGAGAAAUGAGAAACGUCAGUGGCUGCAACAAGCUAAACCCAGACAGACAGAACAAGACACAACAGAGUAUGGCAGAAACCCCAGCAGAGCCUCAGAUUGACUGUGAGCUGCAGCCCCCAUCUAAUACCCUUUCUGAGCCUCAGCUCCAGUACCAACUACAUCCUCUCUCUGAGCCCCAGCCACUACCCCAGCCUGAUACCCUUCCCCAGCCCCUGCCCCAGCCUCAGCCGGAAAGCCUUCCUGGGCCCCAGCUCCUACCCCAGCCUGAUACCCUUCCCCAGCCCCUGCCCCAGCCUCAGCCGGAAAGCCUUCCUGGGCCCCAGCUCCUACCCCAGCCUGAUACCCUUCCCCAGCCUUGGCCCCUGCCCCAGCCUCAGCCGGAUAGCCUUCCUGGGCCCCAGCUCCUACCCCAGCCUGAUACCCUUCCCAGCCUUGGCCCCUGCCCCAGCCUCAGCCGGAUGCCUUCCUGGGCCCCAGCUCCUACCCCAGCCUGA
Oncorhynchus tshawytscha (Chinook salmon) is the source of this 736-nucleotide messenger RNA. Its product is annotated as protein TsetseEP. The coding region runs from base 233 to 736 and encodes 167 amino acids. The record is from RefSeq and is a predicted model, not a curated record. NCBI's taxonomy places the organism in Eukaryota, Metazoa, Chordata, Actinopteri, Salmoniformes, Salmonidae. The transcript is spliced from 2 exons.